This is a messenger RNA of Paramecium primaurelia, 450 nucleotides long. The record is from the annotation of a GenBank genome assembly. Lineage: Eukaryota; Ciliophora; Oligohymenophorea; Peniculida; Parameciidae.
AUGUCAAAAAAGACAAAAAUGAUAAAAUAAGAACUUGAAUAAUGCAAUAAUUGUCUUCAACAUAAAAAUGUAAAAAUUGAUACAAAAAAUGUUUUGAUGAUUUUGAUGGCAAUUAAUAAUUUGAUUAUAUUUUUAGAAAUUACACAAUCAAAAAGAGGAAGUUCUAUAUAAGAAAGUCUUUGCAAUAAUAUGAGUUUCAUUUAUAUUAUUAAUACAUUAUUUUCAUGUAAAAAUGAAAUGAUAUAAUUAAGAUUUGUUUAAUUAUAUAAUGUAAUUUUAUUAAAGGGAAACUAAAUCAUAUUUAAGUUUAAUCUAAUAUUUCUGAAUCUAUAUUUGAUGUAUUAUUAUAUUCUUCUAAAUAUUGUAUUGAAUUACAUAUAGUAAAGUGAAGAACAAUUAAAUUUGAUUACUAAACUCAUAUUAUUAAGAAUAAUAACUUUUAUAAAAUGA